Messenger RNA from Phoenix dactylifera (date palm), 1612 nucleotides. The record is from RefSeq and is a predicted model, not a curated record. NCBI's taxonomy places the organism in Eukaryota, Viridiplantae, Streptophyta, Magnoliopsida, Arecales, Arecaceae.
UCCUGAUUCUUUUACCCACCUCCAAAAUGAGGACUGAAAGUUGCUGAGUGAUUAAAAGGAAAAUACAAAUAGAUCAAGAAAAUAUAGUUAAAUCCAGUAAUGAAACAACCAUACAUAGUUUCUUCUAUGGAUGGCAAGUGACCUAUCAUGAUCUUUCCAAGUGUCAUGCAUGAAAAAAUUAAUUAGAUCUCGAUCAAUAUAACGUUCUUGAUGAUUUAUUAUAGUUUGUUCAUAUGGCUAAAAGUUGGAUGUUGACACUUAGACUUGUGCGUGUUGAUGAAGCAAAGAGUGCUAGUGUAAUUAACUAUGCUACUUUCUCCACCCCAAACUACGUGCGAACCCAAGAUUGGUGUGAAAUAAUGGCCAUUUUAAUGGUCAUAGAAAUGAUUGGCCACUAUUUAAUUGUCAUUUCCAUCCUAGUGGCCUGCCUAGAGAAAGAGUGAUGGACAUGCAAUAUCUAACAUUUUCAUUAUUCAUUUAAAUAAAAGAUAUUCUAGAUGCACAGUGGCAUUUGGCUUGAGCAAAACUACCAUCAUUCUUUCAUUAUUGCUGUCUAUUUUCAAAAUUAAAAAAAAUCACCGUAGAAGUCAGUAUAUUAUUGACAAACCAAGGACCCAAAUUUGGCAUAUAAUGCAUGGCCAUAAUUCUACUUUAACAGUUAAUAACAGUUUAGUGUAGGUCCAUAAUUUGAGGAUUAACUCUCAUGACUUGUGCUUCUCCAUUUUUCAUGCACUCCCAUGCACCGUUAUUCCCUCCGCACCACAAAUUUUUGUGGUUAAGAAACUGGAGACUAAACCAAAUCAAACUUACUCUCUAUCGUCCAAAACCACCUUUCUAUCAUACCACCUCCAACUCCAAACCACCUGAAACAAUUCUUUAUACAAGUUUGAGAAACAUCUUUUCUUCUCUUGGACCAAAAGAAGAACAAAAAUCUUCCAAAAAGUUUAUGACAUUACUGUGACGAUGACAACCUUCCUCCUCUUUCUUUGCCUCUCCAUUGCCAUCAUCCAACCAACCGCCGCCUCCGAUGCCAUCAACAGCACCAGCCACCUCGAUGAAGCCUGCAGGAAGACCUUCGAUUCCGACCUAUGCAUCAAGGCCCUCUCAGUCUAUCCCGAGAGCCAAACCUUCGACCUCCAUGGCCUCGCCGGCCUUGCCAUCAGGGCAACCGCCUCCGCCGCCGCCAACACCUCCUCCUACGUCUCGAAACUCCUCGACGAGGCGAAAAUCGAGGAUGAGGGCUUCCAGCAGUGUCUCUACGACUGCGAGGAGAGCUUCAUCGAUGCAUUCGAGCAGCUCGACGAGUCGACGGUGGCGAUGGACAAGAUGGCGUACGGGGACGUGGACUUGUGGGUGACGGUGGCCAAGACGGACGGCCAGUUGUGUGACGAAGGGUGCGAGCAUGUGUCGUCGGCCAUGAAGGCGCAGCUUCAUGCUAAGAGUUCGGAGUUCAGCAAACUCUGCAGCAUCGUUCUGAACAUGACCAGCGUCCUGGCCGCAAGUCAUUAGAACAAUGUUAAUUACCUGUUGUACUUUUAGGUUUCUUUUUCUUGCUAAGGCCCUAUCCGGAUUAUUUUAUGGUCCAUAAUUUGGAUCAUUGUUCGUGGUUUCA